AUGGGGGUUUCAAAUUCAGGUUUUAGAUUUGCAACUUGUUUGAACGGUGCGGUUACCGAAAAUGCACGAAUGAAAUUGAGUGGUCAUAUUGCAAACAGUGACAUUAAUUUACGUAUAAAAUCAUUGCUCUUUGAUGUUGGUCUUAUAUCGGCUCUGAAUGAAAAAAUUGGAUCAGAUAAUGAUAAAAUUCUAUCAGCAGGAGAGAAAAAGCGCCUCGUCUUUGCAGCAGAGUUAAUAUCUGAUCCAUCCAUAUUAUUUCUUGAUGAGCCAACGACAGGGCAAGAUGCCUACACAGCUAGUAUAUUGGUGAAACAGUUACACUCAUUUGCUGCACAAGGGCGUACAGUUCUGUGUACAAUACAUCAGCCAAGUUCAGAAGUAUUUAAUUCAUUUAAGAAAAUCAUACUUCUUGCAAAUGGAAGGAUUGCAUAUACUGGAACCAGCACAGGUGCAUUGAAUUUCUUUUCAAGCCUGGGUUAUGUGUGUCCUCAUUUAUACAAUCCUGCUGAUUUCUUAAUAGGAACACUCGUUUCAAAUCCAAACGAAAGCUUUAAUAUAACAACUGCUCAACGAAUAUGUGAUAGCUUUUUAUCAAGCGAUUCUUCUAAGAAAAUAGAUUUAAUACUACAAUCAGAAAUUCACAGAACCAGAACAGUUAAGAACAUGUUGAUUGAGACUGGUAACCAGCCUGGUGAAUUGCUCUUUCGUCAAAAAAUACUAUGGAUGAUUCAUAGAGAAAUUUUGCAUAUUCUAAGAGAUCCGUCAGUGCAGAUUUGGAGAAUAAUUCAGAAAAUUGUAAGUACCAUAUAAAUUUAGUGUGUAUGUCGAGAUAUGUAGGUUGAUGAUUUUGCUU
Nasonia vitripennis (jewel wasp) is the source of this 853-nucleotide messenger RNA. Its product is annotated as protein scarlet-like. Gene Ontology annotation, cellular component: plasma membrane. The transcript has 6 exons. The record is from RefSeq and is a predicted model, not a curated record. Gene Ontology annotation, molecular function: ABC-type transporter activity; ATP hydrolysis activity; ATP binding. The coding region runs from base 1 to 810 and encodes 269 amino acids. Lineage: Eukaryota; Metazoa; Arthropoda; Insecta; Hymenoptera; Pteromalidae.